CCUGGUCGCCGCUCUCUCGCUCUCUAUACGUAGAGGCGAUUUAUAUAUAUAUAUAUAUAUAUAUACAGUCGUUGUUUGUUGCAGCUGAAGAAGCCACGUGUGAAUGUCGUCGGUUCCUCGGAGAACCCUCUCUGCGUUUUCUCUUGGCCUCCAUCUUCCUCUUCUUCGCUCUUCCUCUGUUUCUAGACCAUUCUUUCAUCUCCGAUCGUCUUCUCGCUACGUUUCCUUAGCUCGGUCUGUCAGUUUCGGCUCCUCUGUCGGAUUUUCUCCUUCGAAUAUGCCUCGGAAGCAGAGAAAGGGUGCGCAUAGAGAACAAAGGUGGCAGGUAAAGGCAGAGAUGAAAGCUUCAUCUGAAACAAGUGGACUUCCGGCAUCCAUUGCUGCCGAAGCAGUGAUUGACCAAUUUGGCGGAUUGCAUCUUGGUGAAAGCAGCGGCCAGUCCUGCACUUUUGCGAGUCUGAGUAAACUAUUUGGUGGUAAUUUGUUAGAAAAUUAUACGGUGGACAAUUCUGCAUAUUGCCAUGCGCAAAUCAGAGCCACUUUCUAUCCGAAGUUUGAGAAUGAGAAGACUGAUCAGGAGAUUAGAACAAGAAUGAUUGAGAUGGUAUCUAACGGCUUGGCAACUUUGGAGGUAUCUGUGAAGCAUUCUGGAUCUCUUUUUAUGUAUGCGGGUCACACCGGCGGAGCAUAUGCGAAGAACAGUUUUGGUAACAUUUAUACAGCAGUUGGUGUCUUUGUUCUUUCACGGAUGUUUCGGGAGGCAUGGGGAACAAAAGCUUUAGAGAAAGAAGCUGAAUUUAAUGACUUUCUUGAGAAAAAUCGCAUGUGCAUAUCUAUGGAAUUGGUAACUGCUGUGCUUGGAGAUCAUGGUCAGCGCCCUCAGGAUGAUUAUGUGGUAGUGACUGCUGUUACAGAGUUGGGUAAUGGAAAGCCCAAAUUCUAUUCAACUGCUGAAAUAAUUGCAUUUUGCCGGAAAUGGCGCUUACCAACAAAUCAUGUGUGGCUGUUCUCAACAAGGAAAUCAGUCACAUCAUUUUUUGCCGCAUAUGAUGCUCUCUGUGAAGAAGGAACAGCAACUCCUGUAUGUAGUGCUCUGGAUGAAGUUGCAGAUAUAUCUGUUCCAGGCUCGAAGGACCAUGUCGAAGUGCAAGGUGAGAUAUUAGAAGGGCUCGUGGCGCGUAUUGUGAGUAGUGCAAGCAUCAAACAUAUGGAAGAUGUUUUGAGAGAUUAUCCUCCACCACAAGCAGAAGGAGCUAAUCUUGAUUUGGGACCAAGCCUGAGAGACGUUUGUGCUGCCAAUAGAUCUAACGAAAAACAGCAAAUAAAAGCACUCCUAGAGAGCAUUGGUCCAAGUUUUUGCCCCAAUUAUUUGGACUGGUUUGGAGAGGAAACGACAGACUCCCAUUCUAAAAAUGCUGACAGAUCUGUUCUAACAAAAUUUCUGCAAUCUCAUCCCGCAGAUUAUUCGACAAGAAAAUUACAGGAAAUGAUUCGUUUGAUGAAGGAAAAACGUUUCCCGACGGCAUUCAAGUGUUAUCAUAAUUUUCAUAGGGCGAAGGACACGUCACCUGACAGCCUGUUCUAUAAAAUGGUUGUCCAUGUUCGCAGUGAUUCAGCAUUUAGGCGCUACCAAAAAGAGAUGAGACAGAAGCCUGGCUUAUGGCCCCUGUAUCGUGGUUUCUUCAUUGACAUUAAUUUGUUCAAGUCAAAUAAAGGGAAGGAUGCUGUGACACUGAAAAGUGCUGAUAAUACGGUUGGCGAUGCCAAUGAAAAUGGCGGUACACAAGGAAAGGAUGGUUUAGCUGAUGAGGAUGCCAACUUAAUGAUAAAGUUAAAGUUUCUUACAUAUAAGUUGAGAACCUUCCUGAUCCGUAAUGGCUUAUCAAUUCUUUUUAGAGAGGGGCCAGCAUCUUACAGGGCUUACUACCUUAGGCAGAUGAAAAUCUGGGGUACAUCAGCUGGAAAGCAGAAAGAACUCAGCAAGCUGCUUGAUGAAUGGGCUGCUUACAUAAGAAGGAAACAUGGGAACAAGCAGCUCCCUUCGCCAACAUACUUGAGUGAAGCUGAGCCUUUCCUGGAGCAGUAUGCAAAGCGAAGCCCACAGAAUCAGGCAUUGAUAGGAUCUGCUGGGAGUCUAGUGAGAUCUGAAGAUUUCUUGGCCAUUGUUGAAGGUGGUCAUGAUGAAGAAGGUGAUCUUGUGAAGGAAGAGGAAAUCACACCAGCUACCCCAGUUACAGCAGUGAAGGAAGCUGUCCAGAAAGAUGAGGGGUUAAUUGUAUUUUUUCCAGGAAUUCCUGGAUGUGCUAAAUCUGCACUUUGCAAGGAGUUAUUGAAUGCCCCAGGGGGGUUUGGAGAUGACCGACCAGUGCACACUUUAAUGGGUGAUCUUGUCAAAGGAAAAUAUUGGCAGAAGGUUGCUGAUGAACGUCGUAGAAAACCACAAUCUAUAAUGCUGGCAGACAAAAAUGCUCCAAACGAAGAAGUCUGGAGUCAGAUUGAAGAGAUGUGUCGGAGAACCAGGGCUUCUGCAGUUCCAGUUGUUCCUGAUUCCGAAGGAACUGAUUCAAAUCCGUAUUCUCUUGAUGCAUUGGCUGUUUUCAUGUUUCGUGUUCUUCAACGAGUUAAUCAUCCGGGGAAUCUUGACAAGGCAUCUCCAAAUGCGGGUUAUGUGCUCCUGAUGUUUUAUCACCUUUACGAGGGAAAGAACCGCAGAGAAUUUGAGAGUGAAUUGAUCGAACGUUUUGGAUCUCUUGUUAAGAUGCCACUGUUGAGAUCUGACAGGGGUCCUCUGCCUGAUCCUGUAAAAUUGGUUCUUGAAGAAGGGAUAGAUCUGUUCAAGCUCCAUGCUCGCAGACAUGGCAGACUUGAAUCAACGAAAGGAACGUACGCAGCUGAGUGGAUCCAAUGGGAGAAGAAACUACGGGAGACUUUAUCAUCAAACUCUGAAUAUCUCAAUUCUAUUCAGGUUUCAUUUCGGUCUGCUGUUGAGCAAGUCUCAGAACAGAUAAGAAGCAUCGCAAAGGGUGAAUACAGACCACCAAGUGUCGAGAAAAGAAAACUCGGUUCAAUUGUUUUCGCGGCCAUUAGCCUUCCAGUUACAGAAGUCAGAAAUCUCCUUGACCGGCUGGCUGAAACAAACCCGAAGGUAAAAGCUUUUCUCGAGGGAAAGUCAAUAGAAGAAAAGCUGCAACGAGCUCAUGUGACGCUUGCCCACAAGAGGAGCCAUGGCGUCACAGCAGUAGCCAGCUACGGCCUGCACCUGAACCGGAUGGUUCCAGUAGAACUCACUGCCAUCCUUUUUAACCAAAAGAUGGCAGCUUUGACAGCCCGUCCCGGUUCGGUGGACGAUGAAACCAUCGUCUCCAGGAACGAAUGGCCUCACGUCACGUUAUGGACUGCCGAAGGAGUCACUGCCAAAGAGGCCAACUCGUUGCCACAAUUGUACUCUGAAGGAAAGGCCACUCUCGUUGAGAUUAACCCUCCAGCGACGAUCUCUGGUCCAUUGGAAUUCUUCUGAAGUUCCCUUCUUUCUUGUUCGCUGUUACUUUACACCAGGUUUGUUCAUGGAGAUAGGUAUGGCAUGAGUUUCUUCAUAUAAGCUAUUUCCUUUCUCACGAGAUUUUGGGGUUUAAUGUAUGUAAAUCUGCGAUUUAUUUAUUGGUUUGAGGAAUAAACGAGUUGAGUUUGGAUCGCCCUUUUGAUAUUUUGGUGUAUAACAUGCCCUGAACCUCGAAUUCAGGGGUAGAGAUGGGGUUUUUGAGAUUUUAUUUACUUAAUUUGGUUUGGAUCGUA
Tarenaya hassleriana is the source of this 3792-nucleotide messenger RNA. RefSeq lists its product as uncharacterized. NCBI's taxonomy places the organism in Eukaryota, Viridiplantae, Streptophyta, Magnoliopsida, Brassicales, Cleomaceae. Gene Ontology annotation, biological process: tRNA splicing, via endonucleolytic cleavage and ligation. The transcript has 27 exons. Bases 104 to 3517 code for a protein of 1137 amino acids. The record is from RefSeq and is a predicted model, not a curated record. Gene Ontology annotation, molecular function: RNA ligase (ATP) activity; ATP binding.